This is a messenger RNA of Fusarium graminearum PH-1, 444 nucleotides long. RefSeq lists its product as uncharacterized. Bases 1 to 444 code for a protein of 147 amino acids. The record is from RefSeq and is a predicted model, not a curated record. NCBI's taxonomy places the organism in Eukaryota, Fungi, Ascomycota, Sordariomycetes, Hypocreales, Nectriaceae. The transcript has 3 exons.
AUGGUUGUUGAAAAGGGAAACAAGAUCUUCAUUCCUGCUGAUCAGCUUACCGCUGUUGAGGUCAAGGUUGAGUGGUCUAAGAGCCUUACCAACUACUCUGAGCAGUACUACACUGUUCCCUUCUUCAACAAAGACCAGAGCAAUGAGGAGAGCGUCAUCUUCAUCCAGAAGAGCUAUCUCGAAGCUCUGAAGAGCAAGAGGGCUCCUGGAGAUGACUUGACCAUCAUUGUUGAUGAUUCUUUCCAGUAUGGCCAGAACAAGGAGAAGACCAAGCGAUGGUUGGCCUUCCACAACAAGAAGAACGAAGCUUACCAGUGGCGCUUUGUUGAAGGUCUCAAGUCCAAGCUAGGCCAGGCUGCUCUCAAGUUUGCCAAUGGCUUCUUUCCCAGCAUCGACUUGGGCAUGCUCAAGCUUCUCUUUGGCGACUACCUCCACAACUUUUAA